Messenger RNA from Peronospora farinosa, 822 nucleotides. The record is from the annotation of a GenBank genome assembly. Lineage: Eukaryota; Oomycota; Peronosporomycetes; Peronosporales; Peronosporaceae.
AUGCUGUCGACUCGUCCAAUGCCCGCUAAAGUGGAGAUCCGAGACGUAUGGGCGACUAAUUUGGAAGAAACGAUGAAGACGAUUCGAGAGGUUGUGAUUAAAGGUUGUUACGUGGCAAUGGAUACGGAAUAUCCUGGUGUUGUGGCGCGUCCUAUCGGUUCCUUUACUACAUCAUCUGAUUAUCAGUAUCAGACAUUACGUUGUAACGUAGAUCUGCUACGAAUCAUUCAAUUGGGUGUGGCUUUCUUCAAUGAAGAUGGCUCAUAUAUGGCAGAUCAGCCCGUGUGGCAAUUUAACUUCAAGUUUAGUCUUAGUGAAGACAUGUAUGCUCAGGACUCUAUUGAAAUCCUGAAACAAGCAGGAAUUGACUUUGCUAAACAUGAAGAGAAGGGAAUUGAAGUCGCCAAGUUUGGAGAGCUAUUGGUACCAUCGGGUCUUGUACUAGGUGACCAUGUCAAAUGGGUUUCGUUCCACGGCUCAUCGGACUUUGGUUAUCUACUGAAAGUGCUGACUUGUGCGCCACUGCCGGCGGAAGAAGACACGUUCUUUGAUUUGUUGCACACGUACUUUCCGGCAACGUAUGACUUGAAACAUGUAGCGAUGGACUUUGACAAGGUGGGAGGACUUAGUCGCUUGGCUGAGGAUCUCAAGGUAGAGAGAAUAGGCAUCAUGCACCAGGCUGGAUCCGACGCGUUACUCACGGCCGCUACUUUCUUUAAAAUGGUCGAGGUCUUUUUCGAAGGGAAGGUCGAGAAUGCAGUCAAAUACUCUGGUCAGCUCUAUGGUCUGGGCAACAGCAUCGCCAACUUGGGUCAAACAUAA